CUACUCAUUCAGAAAUUACAUAAGAAUCUGAACAGAAUUUCAUCAAUAAUAUGAAUGUUCUUCAUCAUGCAGAACAGUUCUGACCUCCUCUACCAUAUCAUUUUGACCGUCAUCGACUUUCAUCUCGAGCCGUCGGGAUCCAAACGAGCAAUCUACAUUCUUGGCACUCGCGCGACCAUCGAAGCCGCCAAAGACUCGGCCUUUAGGGUUUUGCAUACGCUGAGAUACAAGCCCGAUGACUUUACCGAAUACACCGUCCAUUCAAGUCACACCGGAACCUGGGCUCACGGUGACGGCGUUCUCAUCUACGCUAAAGCACCCGCAGGCCAGGUAUUCCUUGUCUCUAUCCAGGCAACGCCUAACACCGAAGAGUUGCAAGCCGAUCACGAGGGUGCUAUCUUAGUACCCCACGGAAUAUCUUCGCUGCACUACGUGACACAGACGGUCAUCGACUAUGAUAAAGAUCGGACCGGUUGCGCGCAGGAGAUGCAGAUAGAGGGGACGUUUGUUCAUCGCGCUGAUGCCAGAAAAGCAGCGCGGAAGCUACUCGAUCCUCUGGACUAUAUAGAGUAUGACACGCCGGAGAAGAUGAAGGGGGAGUGGCCAUAUGGAGAACAUGUGCUUGUGCAUGCGGUCGCGGAGAAUGGAGAGAAUACCACUGUUGAGAUCAAGACUGUUGUUAAUACGCACCACAAACAUGGAAAGGAUAUUUAAGGAUGCAUUAGUGGGAGGAGGUUUGAGUAGCGACUUGGUGAGGUAAUUUUCCUUUGCCUGGGUGUUAUGAACUCUGAUUGAGAAAUUGUAUGAAUAUGAUGGUGCUGGCUAUUUGGGGUUUGUGUUUCUGGAUUAGCAUAUUUGUCAUUAUCUGUCUUGGUCUACCAAAUUGAACAAUUUCUGCUUCUCUCUGUUCAUGAUCUGAUAAAAUUAGUAUUAAUGCCCCGGUAUUUCCAUAAGAAUAUACAAUUUACUG
Molecule: messenger RNA, 970 nt
Organism: Fusarium graminearum PH-1
Lineage: Eukaryota; Fungi; Ascomycota; Sordariomycetes; Hypocreales; Nectriaceae
Exons: 1
Coding region: 55-714 (219 amino acids)
Source: RefSeq, a predicted model, not a curated record